This is a messenger RNA of Paraglomus brasilianum, 825 nucleotides long. The record is from the annotation of a GenBank genome assembly. Lineage: Eukaryota; Fungi; Glomeromycota; Glomeromycetes; Paraglomerales; Paraglomeraceae.
AUGACAGAAUCAUCUGCCGAAAAAGUUCUCGCAAAGGCAUACCAUCCAACGGAGACUUCCUCACAUGAAGAGGAUACUCCGCCCCCAUACACGCCUAUUGCAACUGCUCAUACAGCAACCGUUGUUUCUCCGGCUGGCAAUGAACUAAAUCCGUCAAAGCUUGAAACUGGUCGUUCAACUGCAAACCCUCCUCAAAUCAGUACAUCUUAUGCCGCUAAUGUCUCUCAUCCUCUUACACACAAAAAAGGCUGCUGUUCUCGUUUCUGGACAUCAGUAUUCGAUCCAAAAGCAUGGACCAGCGUUGCUUAUUAUUUGUUCGUCUCUCCUGUGGUUUCACUAUUCGCCUUUGUAUGGAUGUUGACGACGCUUGUUGGAGCUAUAACAUCUCUGUUGUUUCCACCUCUUGGAUACUUCUUUUGUAUUGGAACAGCGUGGUCAUGGAGAGCUCUAGGUCGCAUAGAACUGAUAACGAUUAAAAUGUGUACGCACCCAGCUCGUCUCUUUGGUUGCUCCUCAACACGCCUUUUCUCUACUACUCACGAACUUCCACCUCGCGUAUUCCAUCCUGGCUCACCGCAAAGCCCUCCACCAACUUAUGGGGCUAUGCGUUAUGCUGUUAAAAUCUGCUUUGACAAGUUUACCUGGAUGUCUUUCUUAUAUUUCACGUGCAUCAAGUUUUGGAUUACCCUUCUAACGUUCACCACCACAAUCACGUUGUUUAGCCUGGCGUUUCCGUUAAUGUUGAUAUUUAUGCCCGUGCUGUGUAUUACUUGUCGGUUUAUGGGAGAGGUGGAGGAGAAGAUAGCUAUAGCAGUUUUGCUUUGA